CCCGCUCUCUCCACCCCCAUAAUACCCUAGUGGUUGGCUAUAUAUCCAGUAGUACAGACCUCAGCUUCCAAUUGCUCUUUCGAAGCCCCUCCCGUAGAUCGCAUUGCUCUUCCUCUCUCUCUCUCCCCCUCCCUCCAUCUCUCUCCCUCCAUCUCCGUCCCACUCUCACCCGCAGCGCAAGGCAAAAGCGCGCUCUUCACCGACGAAAGCCUGACCUGCAGGGACUGCCGUAAAGUCGGGGGCGAUAGUACCGACCGCGACCAUUUUCGCAACUACUACAUCCCCACCAGACUCGUGGGCUCGUAUGGAAGUAAAGCAGGAAUACUCCAAGAGACCUCGUCUUGAUUCGUGGUCUUCUUCGCAGCAGAUCAUAGACCAAGCGACCUUCCAGUUCCACCAGCAGGCGGCGUAUUCCCCCCAGUCACAGUACUCAAACAGCUCCACGAUGGCAGGAUGGGGAGAAAGCAAACCCCGGUCGCAGAGCAUGAGUGGUGGCGGCGGAGGCGGCGGCGGCGGCGGCGGCGCAAGCGGCAGUGGGGGGGUGGGGGCGGGAGGAUCAUCAAUCGUCGGCCACACCCCACUGUCAGUAGAUUCGCACGGCAUAUCCACCCCUGUGUCCACUGAUGCGCAGGGCUUCAACGGAUACCAGUCGCAACCCUCUGAUAUUGACACCGGCACCGCAAACUCAUCGCCCCCUUCCCAGGGCAUGGUCAGACAGCAACUGAAACCGCUCCAGACCACGCAACAGCAGCAGCAGCAACAGCAGCAGCAGCAACAGCCAGGUGUCUUCGAUUCGUCCGCUUUCUUCCAUCAUAUAUCCCAGGGCGCGCCGACGGAGCAUCGAGGUUCGAUGAGUUCAGGUGCGGAGAUGGCUUCGCCUGCAAGUUCGAACGCGGUUGGUCCGGGAGUAACGGGUGGUUAUCAUGGCGUACAGGGCCACCAGCUUAUCGGUGCGAAUCCCAUCGUGCCCUCGCCUGUCAAUGCGCAGGGUGGCAUAAUUCUGGGCGGAGGUCAGGGGGUGAACGUCGUGACGACCUAUCCGCCACGAAGAAAAGCAAUACGAGCAGCGCAGGUACGUACUCUUCCUCUUCAUCCUCCUCCUCACGACCCUCCCCGCAUCUCUCUCCGAGUGGAUCUUGGUCUCUGUGAAUUUUAGCUGAUUCGCGAUCGAAUAAAAUAGGCAUGCGAUGCGUGUCGGGCGCGCAAGGCGAAAUGCGACGAAGGAAGGCCCAGCUGCGGCUUCUGCAAGGAAUCACAAGUAGCUUGUGUCUAUCGCGAAGUUCCACCUCCAAAACAAGAUCGCACAUUACUGCAAAUACUCGAU
Tricharina praecox is the source of this 1324-nucleotide messenger RNA. RefSeq lists its product as uncharacterized. NCBI's taxonomy places the organism in Eukaryota, Fungi, Ascomycota, Pezizomycetes, Pezizales, Pyronemataceae. The record is from RefSeq and is a predicted model, not a curated record. The transcript has 3 exons. The coding region runs from base 305 to 1156 and encodes 283 amino acids.